AUGGAUGAUUUUGUAUUGACUAUUGAAGAUGAUACUGAAGUCAUUAUUCCAGAAGAAGAGAGUAGUGACGUUAAUGAUAACCCACAAACAAGUUCUUCUAAUAAUAAGAAAUUAAAUAAAAAGGGUGAUAACAAAAAAGAAAAAAAGACUAAAAAAGAAAAGGAUAAAAAGGAAAUCAAUAAAAAAGAUGUAAACACAGAGAAUGAUAUUAUUAAUCCGGACUUUACAUUCUUUAUCGAUGGAAUUAAUAAUUCAAUCGAACAUCCAUGGGAUUUUAGUGCUGCAAGAGCUGGUCUUAAACCGAAAAUACUUGUGACAUCUAGAACUAUUGAUGAGAUAAUUGAAAAGAAGAGAUUAGAUACGAAGAAAGAGAAAAAUGCUAAGGCAAAUGGUAAUAAUAAGAAUGGUAAUAAAAAGGUUAUUACUAAAUCAAAACAUGGUGAUGAGUUGAGCAUGUCGGAAGAGAACGAUGAUAAUUUAGAAAAGGAAUAUGUCAGUAGUAAGAAAAAGAAAGAAAUUGUAAAAAAAAAUGGAGUUAAUAAAGAUAAGCAAACUGAAAACGAAGAUGAGGAAAACAGUGACGAAGAUGAUCCCUUUGCAUUUGGUGGUGGUGUAGAUUAUGUUAUUGAUGAUGAGGAAGGAAUUAGUGAUUCUGAACAAGAGGAGGAAAAUAAUGAACAUAAGGAGAAACAGGAUGCUAAUUCUGAGGAUGAUAUGAAUGAUGAAGACAUUGAUGAAGAUGAUGAUGAGGACGACGUGGAUGAGGAUGACACAGUUAGCAGUGAAACAGAUGAUGAAUAUGAAAGAGAGCGAAAGAAAGCAUAUUUUGCAGAUAAAUCCGAAAUAAUACAGAAUCAAGAUUUGGCAUCAACAGAAUCAUUUCAAACAAUGAAUUUAUCAAGACCAAUAUUGAAAGGAUUAAGCCAUUUAGGAUUUAUUCAACCAACGCCAAUACAAAAACAAGCCAUACCAAUUGCACUUAUGGGUAAAGAUAUUUGUGGAGGAGCGAUAACGGGAAGUGGUAAAACUAUAGCCUUUUUAGUACCAAUAAUAGAAAGGUUAUUAUAUAGACCAAGACAGACAGCAGAAGUUAGAGUACUCAUAUUAGCACCUACACGUGAAUUGGCUAUACAAUGUCAUAGUGUUGCUAGUAAAUUAGCAGCUUUUACGGAUAUCACUUUAUGUCUUUGUGUCGGUGGGUUAAGUCUUAAGAAACAGGAAACAGAAUUACGGGUACGUCCUGAUAUUGUUAUUGCGACUCCAGGAAGACUUAUUGAUCACGUAAGAAAUUCUGUAUCCUUUUCACUGGAAAAUAUCGAAAUUCUAAUUAUAGAUGAAGCUGAUCGGAUGUUGGAAGAUGGAUUUGCAGAUGAAUUAAAUGAGAUAGUUAAACAUUGUCCAAAAUCACGACAAACAAUGUUAUUUUCAGCGACAAUGACAGAUAAUAUUGAUGAAUUAAUAAGAUUAUCGUUAAAUAGACCAGUAAAAUUAAUGGUAGAUCACAUUAAAGCAACAAAUGCAAAAUUAAUACAAGAAUUUAUUAGAAUAAGAGAACAUCAAGAAAAAAAUCGCGAACUUAUAUUAUUAAUUUUAUGUAAAAAAUAUUUUAAACAUAAAGUUAUAAUAUUUUUUAGAUCAAAGAUGAUUGCUCAUGAAAUGAAAAUUAUUUUUGGAUUAUUUGGGUUAAAAGCUUCUGAAUUACAUGGUAACCUUUCACAAGAGCAAAGGUUGGAAGCGUUAGAAGCAUUUCGUGAUGGUAAAGUAGAUUAUUUAUUAGCUACAGAUUUAGCAUCACGUGGAUUGGAUAUUAAAGGAAUCGAAACAGUUAUUAAUUAUAAUAUGCCACAAAGUUAUGAUCAUUACAUUCAUCGAGUUGGUAGAACUGCUCGAGCAGGCAGAAAUGGGCGAUCCGUUACAUUAACAGGAGAGGAAGAUCGUAAAUUAUUAAAAAUGGUGUUAAAACAUUCACAAAAAGAACAAAUUAAAAGAAGGAAUAUAGAUACAGAGUUAAUAAAAGAAUAUGCUGAAAAUUUAGCAGGUAUUAAAGAUAAAGUAAAAGAAGUACUGAAAGAAGAAAAGGAAGAAAAAUUAAUUAAACAAACUGAAAUGGAAUUAUUAAAAGGCCAGAAUUUGAUCAAAUAUAAGGAAGAAAUUGCGAAUAGACCUGCUAGAACUUGGUUUCAAACUGAAAAAGAAAAACAAUCAUCAAAAAAUCUUUCUGUUGAAGAGUAUAAUGAAAAAUUUGAUAAUGCCUUUACUGUUGUACCAAAGAAAAAAGGUGUUGAAAAGGAAAAAAGUAAAGUCGGAAAUGUUAUUAAAAAGAAAGUUAAAAGUGGAGGUGUUGUAAAGAAAAAAGGAAAGAAUAUUAAAAAAAGAAAGUAA
This is a messenger RNA of Funneliformis caledonium, 2382 nucleotides long. The record is from the annotation of a GenBank genome assembly. Lineage: Eukaryota; Fungi; Glomeromycota; Glomeromycetes; Glomerales; Glomeraceae.